This is a messenger RNA of Zootermopsis nevadensis, 6819 nucleotides long. RefSeq names its product transmembrane protein dusky-like (gene dyl). Lineage: Eukaryota; Metazoa; Arthropoda; Insecta; Blattodea; Termopsidae. The record is from RefSeq and is a predicted model, not a curated record.
CUCAGUGGUGACCCCCAUUUAGUUUAACGUCCAGCGCCGUGGAUCUCACACGGCAGCGACAGAAGAGACGUUAAGAGUGAUACAUCGACUUAUAUCGAACGAGAGUGUGUGUUGUGAACAGUGAACAGACAUUCUGUUUAUAAAUACAAGUGGCAGAUUAUAAGAAAUUGUGUGUGGAAGGAUUAAACAUCAGAGACCUUAUUACAGACGGACUGACGUACGAGACAUCUUCAGGCGAUAUGAAGAGGAUGAAACACUACAUUACAAUAUGUCUUCUCGGAUUAUUGCUACUUGAAGGCGCCCGGAGCGAUGCGCCGCUGGUGGACUCAGCUUCGCUGCCCCUGGAGCACCGGGCGGUAUACGGGCCCCCGAGCCAUCUGCCCCCGCCACCAGCUUAUGGCCCGCCCCACGGCGGGGGAAUUGGGGGAGGAGACGAGUCGUGGCCCCUGGCGACCCCAGACAUGCCACAGAUCAAACAUUUGCAGGUGCAGUGCGAGAAGACGAACAUGAGGGUGAACAUCGAGUUCGACAGACCGUUCUACGGCAUGAUCUUCUCCAAAGGGUUCUACAGCGACCCUCACUGCGUGCAUCUUAAGCCAGGCACGGGACACCUCAGCGCCACCUUUGAGAUCUACCUAAACAGCUGCGGGAUGUCCUCCUCGGCGAAUCAUAACGCAGCAGGGGCAUAUGGGGCACCCACCCCUAGCGGCAGCUACGUCGAGAACACCAUCAUAAUCCAAUACGACCCGUACGUCCAGGAAGUCUGGGACCAAGCCAGGAAAUUACGAUGCACUUGGUAUGAUUUCUACGAGAAGGCGGUGACAUUUCGACCGUUCCAAGUGGACAUGCUACACGCGGUCACUGCCAACUUCCUGGGCGACAACCUCCAGUGCUGGAUGCAGAUCCAGGUCGGGAAGGGACCGUGGGCUUCGGAAGUGUCGGGCAUCGUGAAGAUAGGACAGACCAUGACGAUGGUGCUGGCCAUUAAGGACGACGAGAGCAAGUUCGACAUGCUGGUGAGGAACUGCGUGGCGCACGACGGCAAGAGGGCCCCGAUCCAACUGGUGGAUCAGUACGGCUGCGUCGUGAGACCCAAGAUAAUGAGCAAGUUCCAGAAGAUCAAGAACUUCGGUCCAUCUGCUUCCGUUGUUUCAUUUGCCUAUUUCCAGGCGUUCAAGUUCCCGGACUCCAUGAACGUGCAUUUCCAGUGUGUGAUUCAAGUGUGCAGGUACCACUGCCCUGAGCCGAAGUGUGGAGCUGUGGGUUUCGGGGGUGAAUAUGGACCUCCAGCCCUCGGUUUGGGUGGACUACACGGUGCUGGGCUGAGUGGGGAGUACGGAGCCCCUGCCUCGUCUCUCGAUGGUGGCGGCACGCAUUCUGAUUACGGUGCUCCACCACCACCACCGCCACCACUGAAUGAGUACGGUGCACCGGCUGCAUUCCCUGACCCACGUCAUCCCUCAGGUCCCACAGGAGCCUUCUCAGAACCCAAACCUGACGUUGUUCCUGCCCCACAAGCACAGCAGAGCUCAUCCACCUCAAACCCUCCAAACCCAUCGUCACCCGCUCCUCAUCAUUCCUCAUCCGGUAGCACCAACGACAUACAUCUGCCACCGCCUCCGCUGCCAGGACACCAAAACUCUUACAUCACAGUGAAGAGAAAGGGUGGUGUUGUGGAUGAGAUCGAGGGUAACCUGGCUACCCUGGGUGGGCGACCCCGCUCAGUGGAGGUGGAACUGCAAGGUGCCAGGAGACGCCGUAGCACCGGCACAAUUGUGGUUACCCGCAUCUACAAACGGGAAGCUCAAGAGAUGACAGACGUCAACACGAGUCGCAUAAUUCAGGUGGUCGCGCCCGGAGACGUCAACUUCGCACUCAACGGCGCCUCCAGCAACGAGACCGUGGUGAUCCAAUCGACGAGUACGUCGGCACCUGACUCAGAGCACAUCUGCAUGUCUGUUCCCAGCUUCGUCGGUGGUCUGGUCAUGCUGCUGCUGGUCCUCGUCAUCGCAUGUCUAGUCGCCGCGUUCUUGUUCGUCAGAGUGAGAGCUAUCGACCGGAAGGGAGCCACCACAACAUUUGUGCCACACGGAUAUGACAAUGCAGAAUUCGUCAAAGUUGCCAACUGAAAUAAAAGACUCGUCGUGCACGACUCGAGAGAGCUUUCGAUUAAACGGCUUGACGUAAACCGGGUUUGAUUCUUGCUAAUUUAGACACUUCGGUGAAGUCGAGAAAUAUCGUCGUCUCAAAUUGUGCAAGGUUUUUACCCAUCGUGCGAGUUCUCAUCGGUUUAGCUGUAUGUCGUUCUGUUAUCGUAGUGGGUGACGUGCGGUCUGAUCUGCAGGUUUUUCUGUGGUUAAACCAGCGAUUUAUAAAAAGUUCUUGAAACAUCACUGUCGAUAGCGACUAACCACUUUAUAUGUCUCUGAUUCAUUUAGUAUACACUCACAGUACUCGUUAAUCAGGAAAAAAUCAUGAUCUACAUCAACAAGAUGGCCCUAAAAUAUCUGUUAAUUCAAUGGUACGAAGUGCUAAUUGGCAUUAUGUCACUUAAAUAUCCAGGUGACCCAUCACUUACCUCUUAUUUUAUGUGAGGACAACGACAUACGGCCCAGUGAUGAAACUUCGCUUACGUCAAGCCGUACUUUACGCCGGAUCUGUUGAUAUCAGUUGCCAACAACAACAAAAAUAACACGACCGUAUAGUUUUGGAUUCCUCACGCGAUCCUGACGUUCUGUUCAAGUUACCAACUAAAUAAAAGUUAGGUUAAACUUGAUAAUGGUAAGAGAUUGUUUCAUCGCCAGUAUUUUUAAGUCAAAAAGUAGGUUUUUGUAUAGUAAUUGACCUAAAAACAUCAUUUUUUAAUUAUAAUAUAACAUAAGUUAUGUAAGAUGCCUUAAGUGAUGUUAAGGUACGAAGCCGUAGCCAGGCGUUUUAAACCAUCGGGAAGAGUGGGUGCCGUUGGUAAUGUAUUACCUGGUUAUCUGUGUGUGUUUACUGCAUUCUGAUCCAACGUCGGAACACCUCGUUUAAAACCAAAACUGAUUUUCUGAAAUUAUCGUAAAUUUAAAUUGCUCGCGCGGUUGUAACAAGUAAUUUAUUACGGCAUCUUGAGCGGACGGUUUGUCGAAACAAAGCACAGAGUAACGUGAUAUAUGAUUUUCGGUCUGUGGCCCAUAAUUUGUCACCGUUAAUAUAAAAAUUAUUGUCGCGAAUGCACCUAAGCAGUGGAACUGAUAAUAUUUAAAUCUAAGCCCUCUUUAUAUGUCAUUAAUUAUUUUUUUUAUAGACAAGAAUUUAUUAAGGUGUUGCCUAACCACGGCCUUCUAUGAUUUUUUUACGAGAAGCAAACUUAGUUCUGUGAACUAAUAUUAUAGAACUACGUAGCUUUAAGAAUUUUAGUAAUUGCAAUAUCCAGGAAGGCUGUGGCAAUGCAAAUAGAACGAAAGAUAGUUAUAUUCUUAUGGUAAAUAUAUUUUUAAAAUAUACCUCAAAUUCCAGCAAAAAAGUAGGCGUAGGUGGGAGGAUAAUAUUAAGAUGGACCUUAGGGAGAUAGGAAUCGAUGGAGCGAACUGGAUGCAACUUAGCUCGGGGUAGAGUCCGGUGGCAGGCUUUUGUGAGAAUGGUGAUGAAUCUUCAGGUUCUAUAAAGAAAGUGGGCUAUUUUUUGACACGUCGAGUAGCAAUCGACUUUUCAAAGAAUAUCGUGUGUCGUAGAGCGAGUGUGUGCCAGCAAAAUGUAAACGUAGUAGUUUACAAGAAUAUUUAUUUUUUAUUUUUUUGAAAAUUACAUUUCACAAAAUAUUCACGCGACGUUAUUAUUAAAAUUAGUGAGCACGCUCAAUAUAAAGUGUUAAUGACUUGUGUUCCUAAUGAUUUUACACAUAUAUAUCUUAACUCGCGUGAAUUUUGGAUUACUCUGUAGGCGACAUGUCGGAAGUUAUUAUCGUAGAUCUUCGCGCUGCCGUAAGGACGUGGCGUGUCGCCCGGUUGUUGUUUUAAUUUUGAAAUUAUGGACGUAAGCUGGAAGGAGAGAGAGGGGGAGGGGUGAUAGUUGAAUUUUUUUUUUUAAUAUAUAGGGGGCUUUGAUAUACGUGAAACUUCAUAUCCAUCACUGUUAUACCAUUUUAAUUUAUUAAUUUAUAUAUCACUCACAACUUAACAUUUUCAGUGCUCAUAGUACACUUCUACAUUGCAUUCAGAAGGAAUAAGGGUUUGUCUAAAUGUAUUUAUUGAACUGUCGAGGGGUGCGUUUCGUGAAGCCGACACUGCCGUCGCGGUAUGGCGUUCGACUAAGCUGUCGGAAUUUGAAAGUGAAAAAAAUAAUGGCUGAAAGAAGUAGUAGAUUGUGUUUGUAGACUAUAGGGUGUUGAUAAGACAUGUCCGCGUUCCUUCAGCGUACAUAAAGCAUCAAAAUCGUUUUCCCUUAAUUUAUAAAACGUAGUAUCUUAAGUUAAUUUUUUUAUAUUUUAUAGUAACUUAAGCUAUUUUUACCAUGCAACUCUUCACAUAUUUCUGUAAGACUGGUCUAUAUUUAAGAACCACCGUGUGCAUUUUUUUUUUUAAGAACACUGGGAAUAUUGUAUUAUAUUUUCUUUAAAUCGGCCACAUUUUUUUACACACAUUCCAAAUAUAUAUAAGUCAUUUUGUAAUGCACAUAAUUUCUGUAUCAUGUAAUAAAAUAUGUUUUCUGUUUUCAGAAGAAUUUUGUUUGUACUCGUACGUUCAUAGCAGAAAAGCAAAAUAAUUGCCGUCACCAAGGAAUGUGAUAAAAUAUUAAAUAUCUGUUCGUCAUCAACUGGUUCCGUAAUAUUUUAACGAUGAUUACGAUUAUCGUGAUUUAUAUUUAGAGCACGCGGCAUUUGGAAAACUUUCUUGCGUAUUUUAGAAGUUUGAUAAGUCUGGCCAAUUGUGUGUAAGAAAUUUGAAAAUAAUUUGAUAUAAAUGGUGUUUCAUGAAGAAGAUGUGGUAAGACUGAUAUCAAGUUGGCGGUGGUAACAACUGUGCGGUCGUAUAUAAGAAUUUAUUGAAUUUUCAUAUGUACAUGUUUUGUAAGUUCGAGAACCGUGAAAUAUGAUUUAACGCGUGAAUUUAUUGUAUUAAUGAAAUUUUCGAGAAUAUAUCAACUUAAUUUGGAACUUUUAUAAAAAUGUGCUCGAAGCGUUGUGAAGUGGAAAUGUUAAUGAAUAUUUCGAGUUCUCGGUUGUGCGCGGUUAUUCUGGUAAAGUUGAAUUACGUUUCGUAGAAUUUAUGAAAAUUCAUAGUUUUACGGUAAACUUCGAAUGUAAUUUCUUCGCUGAACACAUGUUUAAAUCUAUGUUAUAUUUACAUCUGGUACCAAGCAGACUGACGUAACUGAAGAAAUUGUCUUUUAUUUUGAUUGUUGUAUGUAAAAUUCUCUUUGGUUUUCUGUUUCUAGUUCUUACACAAAAUUUUCUGGUGUUUCCAAGUCCCCGCCCUGCUUUUGAAUUCGGGUUUCAUUUGCAGUUUUGAACCAGGGAUCUCCUGAAUGUGAAUCAGGAGUGCUAACCACUCAACUUGUGACAUGUGGUGGAUUUUCAUAUAUUGUUUGUUUUCUCACUUGUCAUCUAAAGACUUGGACGGAGGAUUUUUUCAUGGUGAGGAGCUUUUUUGCAUUUUUGAUGCAUGAGAGAGAUAAGAAAUGCAUACAGAAUUUUAAUCUGAAAACCUGAUGAUCAGACAACUUGGAGAUGGGAUGGGGGAAUAAUAUUAAAAUUGACUUAAAAAUAAUAACAUGAGGACAUGGAUUGAAUUUGUGCGGCCCAGAAUAGGGGGCAGGUGGCGGACUGUUGGCUUCUUGAUGAUAAUUCUCCUCGAUGGAGUUUGUUAUGUAGCGAACAUGUUUCCUGUAACAUAUAAAUAGUGACAAAGUAUUUUCUGUGUUGUUUUAUGGUAGAGUCGUAAUGAAAAUAGUAUUGUUAGAUAUUUAUUUCAAUUUUGCAGUGCUUUCCAAACAUUUAGAUUUGUGGAAGAACGCUAGUGCAUGGCAGGGGAAGAUAAUUCUUUGGAACUGAUCUUCAGAAUUUAUAAAAAUGUUCUGUGGUAACUUAUUCAUUCGGGGAGGAACGAACGCAACUUUCAGAGGUCAGUCGUGGCCACGUUUUCGUCAGAGUUUGAACUGUAAAUCCUUACGCUGGUCUUUAACGUCGCUCCCGAAGAAAACUACAGUUCAGAAUACACUUGUUUUUUUGUUUAUAUAUACAAUUCACCGAAGUUUUGGAGGUGACUGAUGGAAAGUUUCUGCAUUAUUCAAAAUAUGCUACAUUUUCCAACUCGGUACUCACAAUUACCCACUUUAACUUCUUCCCACAUGGGCAUUAAGAGGUUGUGUGUUUGAUUUCUUGCUGUGUACCAAAAUUUUAUUUCCCCGUAGCCAGUCCACGUUCAGUGAAACAGAAACGAGGUCAUGGACCUAGAACAGGUUCAAGUCUUGGACAAGACGUGUAAUGGUUAUGCAAAUAAUGUUUCAAUUAGGCUAUAAAGACAUAAUUUAUUCAGACAACGUUGUCCUAAUUGUACAGGUGUAAUCUUUAGAAUGCUGAGCAAUUCUUUUUCAUUUCCCCCCCCGUUUUGAUGCACAGUAUCACAAGAUGGCCGCAGUCAUUUUGAACCAAAGGAUUCUAGUCUACUGGGUUAUGAUGUGUGACCUUGUAGGAUAUUACCAGUUUAUAGUCGUAGGAUGGAAGCAGUAUUUUCGUCAGAAAUAUUGGUAACCACCUAUAUUAAUACAUAACCUCAUUUUCACAAAAUCAAACAUUUAUAGCUAUUCAGAAGUUUUUAAUUAAAUUUCAUAACCUAA